Messenger RNA from Ectocarpus sp. CCAP 1310/34, 1447 nucleotides. NCBI's taxonomy places the organism in Eukaryota, Phaeophyceae, Ectocarpales, Ectocarpaceae. The record is from the annotation of a GenBank genome assembly.
CCCCCCCUGUGUCUUCUCCAGCAGACGAGUUCACCGAUGAGGAAGGACAGGGAGGGCCGGAGACAGGGGAGGCAGAAUCGGCGGGUCCGGGAGGGCAGGAGGUAGAGUCGGAGAGUCAGGAAGGGUUGGAUGAAGAGUUGGUUAAGCCGGGAGGGCAGGAGGUAGAAUCGGAGUCAUUUUUCCUGCUACGCACGCACCAUCUAAACGUCGUGCGCGGCAUGAGCUUGCUAGUUACAACACUGCUGCGAAUGAGAAUGUUGAAGUCAGAGAAGGCAGAAUCCGUGCGCAAACUCGGGCAGUAAAUCAGCAGAGCGAAACCGGUCUCAUGGCCACUCUAGGACCAAUCCCCGCAUCAGAAAUAAUAGAGGCACUCUUAGUGGAACAGAGAGCAUCUGAUGCAAUGGAAUUGCCGAAAGUGCUCAUUCAGGACGUAGAGACAGAACCGGGUAGCUAUAAAGAAGCCCGUCAGUCAAAAUACUCCUCGAUUUGGGACAAGACCAUGUCGGCAGAAUUUGAAGGCUUGUUAAGAGCAGGAACGUUCGCGUUAGCAGUAAAGGUUCCAAUAGGCUGUAACGUGGUAGAUGCUAGAUGGGUCUACAAAUGGAAAGCACAUGAAACAGGCAAGCUAGUGAAGGCCAAGGCUAGGCUUGUAGCGAAGGGCUUCAAGCAGAAGCAUGGUGUAGAUUAUCUUAAGACUUUCUCGCCUACUGCAAAUGCUGCAUCGACUCGUUUGUUGGUAGCAUUGGCGUGCAAGUAUGAUUUGGAAUAUCUCCACUUUGACAUUGAGCAAGCGUUUGGUCCGUCGGAAUUGGAUCACGAGGUGUCCAUGAAGUUGCCUCCUGGCUGCGAGUCGAUGACAGGAAAGGUAGUCCGUUUAGACAAAAGUUUGUAUGGACUGAGACAGGUAUCUAGAACAUUUCACAAGAGACUUGUGUCGGACCUGAAGAAGAUUGGUUUCGAAUCGUCUCUGUCAGACCCCUGUGUUCUUCGUUUCAUGAUGGGAGACGAGGUGUUGGGUAUGAUUGCGAUUCACGUGGAUGACAUUCUGUUCUUUCUUGGUUGCGCAUUCGUUCGCGACCGCGAGGCUGGUACGAUUGAGAUGUCUCAAGCGAGUUACAUCAGAAGUGUUCUUGAGAAAUUCAAUGUUUGUCGCACCAGCUCGAUCCCUGCUUCCCCUGCUAACGAUUACAGGUCCGUGAUGGAGGAUAAGGGGGCAGGAGAUGUGCCGUUCCGAGAGGUGGUGGGGAGCCUGAUGUGGAUCCCCAACCAGACAAGGCCCGACAUCUCGAAUGCUGUGCGGGCGGUGGCAAGGCACUCUCACGAGCCAAAGAGAAGCCACUGGAAGGCGGCGCAGAAGAUUCUUAAUUAUCUUCUGGAGACGGCUGUUCGGCAGAUUGAACCGGUCACGCUGAUUACACACCCGAAGCAACGCUCUCGGCGUUUCUAG